Messenger RNA from Fonticula alba, 966 nucleotides. RefSeq lists its product as hypothetical. The transcript has a single exon. The record is from RefSeq and is a predicted model, not a curated record. The coding region runs from base 291 to 632 and encodes 113 amino acids. NCBI's taxonomy places the organism in Eukaryota, Rotosphaerida, Fonticulaceae.
CUCCCUCUCUCUCUCUCUCUCUCGCCAUCUAAAUGUGCUCCUGCUUUGUCUCCCUCACCGAUUGCAGGAUCUGAGUGUGGGUGAUCAGAAGCGACCAGCCGGCCUGAUGCGGAACUCCGCAUAUCUCCGGGCCUUCAUCCCCCGGAAAUGGCCCGCUCCUGGGGGUCCAGACACUGUCAGGGAGGCCCACCCUCGGCAGCCUCCCUGCUCAGCCCCAUGAUUUGAUCGCCCUCCCGGUUGCUCGAUGAGGAAGCCGCUGGAUUUCUCCCGGGGGUUGCCGGCAGCCGGUGAUGCCAAGCAACGUGGCAUAUGAACUGAUGGCGCACAGGCGUGGAAGGAAAUACUCCCCGCCAUUGAAAAUGAGAGAAUAUAGGAAGGCCUCGGCGUUGACGAAGUACCGCUCUCCGGAAAGUUGGAAUCCCGGCCCCUCGGUGGCUAGCUUGAUGAGGCCAGGCAAUUCGUCUGGAAUGGCAUCUGCCAAUCCGACCUGCCAACUGCCACUGUUGACACCGGGGAAAAAGCCCGGCAUUGUGAAAACCCGCUUGCCUCUUGGAGGGCGUGGUGAGAAUAGUGUGCGUGGGACCCCCUUGUGGAGAGGCACAGGAGGAUGGGGCUCCUCGAAUCUAAGCUGAGGAAGAAUUACCCGCCAAACAAUGCGGCCUCGAGGAUGUUCGCCGGGACCGUGCGCCCUCCCUGCCUGUGUCUUUCGCUCUUUCUCGCCGUCUCCCUGGCUCUCGGUGGGAGAUCAUCGAUAGUCAGGCCUCUUGAUGUGCAAGAGAAACCUGGGUACCGAGAUGCCGCGGGUCCGGACGGUGGCAGAUCGAUCGAUCUACUGCCCGAAGGGGCAGUAUCAUCGGGCAGUAAUAUCCUUCCAGAUCCCGGGUUUCGGGGCGUCCUUAACAUUGUCGUUAUUUCCGAAGGGGUGUGGUUAGUGAGUGGUUAGUGUGAAGUGUGUCUGUGUAUGUA